Messenger RNA from Cucurbita pepo subsp. pepo (vegetable marrow), 1439 nucleotides. Its product is annotated as transcription factor UNE10. The record is from RefSeq and is a predicted model, not a curated record. Gene Ontology annotation, cellular component: nucleus. NCBI's taxonomy places the organism in Eukaryota, Viridiplantae, Streptophyta, Magnoliopsida, Cucurbitales, Cucurbitaceae. Gene Ontology annotation, molecular function: protein dimerization activity.
UCUCUCUCUUUCUCUCUGAUUUUCUCCACCACCGAAACACAACGCACAAAAUGAGUCAGUGUGUUCCUAAUUGGGACCUCUCCGCCUCCGCCGCUCCUCCCCCGUUCCACGCCUCCUCCGCCUCACACGACGUCGUUCCAACGUUUGAGUAUGAAGUAACGGAGCUCACAUGGGAAAAUGGGCAAUUGGCUAUGCAUGGGUUGGGGUUGCCGAGGGUAACCGGGAAGAUUCAGCACGGCGGCGGAGGAGGAGGAGGAGGUGGUGGUGGUGGUGGUUCUAAGAAUACGUGGGAUAAUAAACCGGCACGUGCGAGUGGCACGCUUGAGUCUUUAGUGAACCAAGGAACUUGCCAUGGUGAGAUUAUUGGUUUUAACGGCACCGAUUUAGUGCCGUGGUUUUCCGACCACCACCGACAGACACUGCAAACGCCGGCGGCUAUGGAUGCGAUGGUGCCGUGUGAAGCCGGCAAGGCGCCGGCGGAGUCGAGUGAUAUUCGCGUGGCAACGCGUGUGGAGAACGAGAAAGGUAGGAUGGUUCACGGGAAAGGUGGGAGAGUGAUGGCGCGUAUGGUCCACUCGGGCACGGAAGGGAGUGGGUGUCGGAAUCAGAUGAAGGUGAGUGGAAACGCCGCCAAGUUCGGCGGGGAAAGCGGUAAGAAAGUGACGUCGGACACUCGCGAUAGAGAUUAUUCCGUCGUUAGCGGAGGCGGCGGAGGAUUGACCGUCACUACCGCCACGUCACAAGAAUCGAUGGAUAAUACGAGAUCCGGCAAAAUAUGCAUUAAAACCACCACCACCGCCGCCACUGACGACCGUGACUCCGUCUGCCAUAGCACACAUCAGGUGGAAGAAGAAGACAGACAUAAAGAGAAUCCAAAAUCAUCUAUUUCUACUAAAAGAAGUCGAGCUGCUGCAAUCCAUAAUCAAUCCGAACGGAAAAGGAGAGAUAAGAUUAACCAAAGGAUGAAGACACUGCAAAAGCUGGUUCCAAAUUCAAAUAAGACGGACAAAGCGUCGAUGCUGGACGAAGUGAUCGAAUAUUUGAAGCAAUUACAAGCUCAAGUACAGAUGAUGAGCAGAGUGAACAUGCCAAUGAUGGUGCCGAUGGCACUGCAUCAGCAUCUCCCAUUGGCAUCGUUAAUGAAUAUGCCAAUGAUGGGGAUGGCGGGCAUGGGAAUGGGUCUAGGAAUGGAUCAUCUAAACAUGAUUGCCAAUCGCCCCGCCCUCGCCGCUGGAAUGUCUCCGCUCCUUCACCCCACUGCCUUCAUGCCCACCGCUGCAUGGGACGGAGGCACCGCCGAUCACAUCCAACCUCUUCCGACCGACCCCCUAUCCACAUUCCUUGCAUGUCAAUCACAGCCGAUGGCAAUGGAAGCAUAUAACAGAAUUGCUAUGAUGUUUCAACAACACCCCUCCAUGGCGGGCGGCUCCAAGAAUUAA